UGACAGUACUGAGAUACCAUCCCUUAAAGAUACUUCGUUACUGGAGAGAUUUUUCACCUGAACAGGAGCUCUGGAGGAUUCGCCAAGUUAUGCGUAAAAAAGCGCACCGUCGUGACGCAGCGUCACCGUUUUGGAUGUAGAGCGCUCCCUGAAAAAAAAACCCGAGCUGGCAGUUGAUUUAUGAACACAAUCUUGUCGCAAUGAGGAUUAUAAAUGUCAUGAGGAUUUUGUGGGUCUUUGUACUAUGCUUCCUUUAUUUAUCAGACGCCGUGAUCGACUUGACCAUGAUCUCCACAGCCGCGGUCACCAACGUCAAUCAUUUCACCAUCACCUGUAUCAGUGGAGAGCGCAGCCCUGCCCAGGUCGAGCUGGACAUCAAGAGAGACAACAAAAUCCUUGUGUUUCCCAAGAAGCCAAAUUUUAAAGUGCAUAAGCCCAGGAACAAGGAAGCUGUGGCCAGAGACUUCCGUGAUUUAGAUAAUAUUGGUAUCUUCUACUGUGAAUCCACUCAGGAAGUCCCCCCACUUGAGAUGAUCACCAUGAUUAACAACUUUGGCAGAGCUAAUUUUAUUCCAAAUUACCUUACACUGACGGCUAACAGAGGAGAGACAGUUCACCUCAACAUGGAGCUAAUCAGCUCCCAAAAGAGAGAUGUGACCUGGAAGUACAACGGAAACUACUAUUAUAUGACUCACUGGAACGAUAUGAUCAAUCGCACUGCUGUACUGACUGUGGAGGAUGCAAAGUAUGCCAAUCAAGGCAUCUACAGUGCCAGCUAUGUUGGGGACAGCCCCCUCCAGGGUGCCUGGAUGAGGCUCAUUGUCAGAGACUGUCCUAGUAAGAAGUGGGGUCCAAACUGUGGCAGGGACUGUCCAAAUUGUCUCAACGGCGGAGUGUGUCAUGACGUGGAUGGAGACUGCAUCUGUCCUCCAGGAUUCAUGGGAACACGCUGUGAGACAGCCUGCAGAGAAGGAAUGUUUGGUCGAAACUGCCAGGAGUCCUGUGAGUCCUAUGGCUCCGAGGCAAGGUGCAGGGGGCUUCGUUUCUGCCUACCAGACCCUUACGGCUGCUCAUGUGCCAGCGGCUGGUUAGGGAGCCGCUGUGACAGUCCCUGUCAUAAUGACAUGUAUGGACCAGACUGCAGAUUGAGCUGUGAAUGUCAGAAUGGAGGAGUCUGUAACCGUUUCAGUGGAUGCCAGUGUCCCACAGGGUGGAGAGGGCAGAACUGUGAGAAGUCUGACCGGGCUCCCCAGAUUUUGGACUUGGACAGUAACUUGGAGUGGAAUCUGAACUCCAGCCCCAAGAUCUCGUGUUCAGCCACAGGAAACCCGCUGCCCAGUCACGACAGCAUUGAGCUGCGAAAGCUGGACAGCACUGUGCUUAAGGCCUCUCGUACCGUCAUGGACUCCAAUAAGAGCACAGCAACGUUUGAGCUCCCUCCUCUGACCCCUCAGCAAGGAGGAUUGUGGGAGUGCAGGGUGUCCACCAACGGAGGCCAGGACUCCCGCAAGUUCAACCUCACUGUUAAAGAGCCCCCGGUGCCCACUUCUGCUCCCACACUGCUGGAAAAGAAGAGCAAGCAGCUGCGGGUGAUGCCGGUUGUCUCCCACAGAGGAGACGGUCCCAUCGUCUCCACCAGGCUCCUCUACAAGCCUGUGGGGAACGGAAACUCCUGGUCCUCCAUCAUAGUUUAUAGUGACAAAGAGCCCAUCACACUGAUGAACCUGGAGCCUUCAACGCGCUAUCGUGUCCGUGUCCAGCUGAGCCGUCCUGGAGAACAAGGAGAGGGAGCCGAGGGGCCUGAGGCCAUCAUGGAGACCGACUGCCUGGGUAAGACCCACAGAUAA
Stegastes partitus (bicolor damselfish) is the source of this 1847-nucleotide messenger RNA. RefSeq names its product tyrosine kinase with immunoglobulin-like and EGF-like domains 1 (gene tie1). Lineage: Eukaryota; Metazoa; Chordata; Actinopteri; Pomacentridae. The transcript is spliced from 11 exons. Gene Ontology annotation, molecular function: protein binding. Bases 201 to 1847 code for a protein of 548 amino acids. The record is from RefSeq and is a predicted model, not a curated record.